Molecule: messenger RNA, 3573 nt
Organism: Amoebophrya sp. A120
Lineage: Eukaryota; Dinophyceae; Syndiniales; Amoebophryaceae
Source: the annotation of a GenBank genome assembly
UUUUUUCAAAAAGCAAGAAAUCAUGGCGUCGUCCCCCGUACCGUUCUCGUCGCCUAACUCGGGUGUGGUGGUCCUGGACCAGGUGCAAGAAGGACAGCAGCGAACCGAAGAACGCGUGAACAAGCAAGACGAAACCUGCACGAUUGCUCACCUAGCAGAUGGAAUUCCCCUCCCCCCCGAUUUCCAGAGAUCGGACGGAAAGAUCACGUAUGCAACAUCUUUUUGAGUGAGCGUUUCCUUUCGGGUGCAUGACAGCAAACUGUGUAUGAUUAAUCUUGUAGCACGACACCGUCGCCUCACUCAUAGGAUCAAAGCUGCACUGUGAACAAAUCUAUCAGAUCGGGUCCGCGAAGAUGCGCGUGUUCGUUGGCUUCGGUUGCGACCUCCAAGGUGCACAAGCACAAACAGUCUGGGAACCUGCACGUAUGUUUUUGUUUUGUUGCAAACAUCGAGGCCAAUCUGCAGUUUCCAGGAGAGGAUGUAGUAACAUCCCUUGUUGGGGCUUUGCAUGGUUGUGAAGUCGAAGGGGCAUGAAAUUUUUCACAGUUUUACCAGUAUUGCACCCGGUCGUGUACCUGCCGUACGCAAUUUUUCUGGAUGUCAAACACAGGUCUUGCCCACGAAGAAGAAGGAGCCGAAGAACGUGUUCGGUAUCCCAGAUAAGAUUGAACUUAGCAUCGCAACGAAUAUACGCCACCUUACGCAUGACAAACGAACUUUGCAUGGACAUCAAUAUUCAUGGGCAUCAACUACGUCGCAGCGUUGUAUUGCUAUGGGCAAAUAUUGACUUUUUCGUAGGAUAUCCAAGAAAAAAAUUCCGAUGGUCCGCGUAUACCGCUUCACGGCAACUGCCGCCCUGUGUGUGACCAUGGUCGUGGAUGUCUACGGCCGCGAGCACGUCGUAGACUCCGCCGUUAUCAAUUUCGACAGCAGUUUCACUGACGAGCAAGUAGAGGCAUCCGCAGCGGACGGGUUCUUGGAAGUGACUGCCUCCAGCAUGAAAAGCUCCUUUGACAAGAACGAUCUGUACCUGUACUUGGUGGAAUCCCAAGCGGUGAAGAUCACGGAAAGCCGAUUGAAGGCACAAAGCGGUGCAGCUGGGGGAGGAAAGCUGGAGGUCAAAAAGUGGAAGAGUUUGCAGGUUAAGGGUAUAGAAAAUGCAAUCCCAAGAACAAACUUAAAAACUUUACAUGCUCUGCUCCGUGCGCGGAAAACAAACCGGGCGCAGCCUUUGCAUUAUCAAAAGCGAAACCGCUUGCAGCUUCUAGAUGGUAGGGGUUACAGAAAUGCGCAAAAAGAUAUCGGCUUCAGAAAGUUCGGAGCUUGAAUUACAAGACACGCUGGGAAGUAGUCAGAGGAUGCCCAGCCAAAACAUGCGCUUGCUUUUCAUGUUGCGCGCAGUGUGAAAAAUGGCGCCCCAAUAUUGGCGUAUUUGGCGCGCGCGCGCGGGUGCGCGGGCGCUUGCGUAGGACUGCCUGCAAGUAUGAGUAAUGCGCAGAACAAAACACAGAAAAAAGCGCAAAAAUAAGCAAAAUUUUGACCAUAAUUGCGCUGUCUUUUGCGCGCGCGAAAACUACCACGGCAACCGAGACCAUACCGUGGCGUCUAAGAAAUUUACAGCUAGUGAAAAGUGCAUGGCUUUUUGCUGCAUAAUUCACAGCAAAAAAACAAGCAUUUUUCACAACGCAAAAAAAAGCAUCCGUCUUUAGAGCUCCGAUUUGUGAGAACUCUAUUUGCGGGCGCUUUUCCGGAAGCGUAUCUUGAGCUUUUCCGCGUGCUUGAACGUGCGCUGCAACAUGAUGUAGCGCAAAAAAAGCCACGCCAUCACGUUGAAGCAUCCGAAAAAGCUCAAGAAAUAGCAUAAAAAAGUUGCGGCUCCACGCCCGCGCGCGGAUAGUGUGUUUUUGGCCUGUAGCUGUUGUCUUUCAAUUGUUUCGCAGCUGGGGGCUAAAUCGGUUAUCGUGGUGCUGAUUCGGUUUUUCGUCGUGCUGGUGCAGCAAAAUUUCGCGCAUGUAAAAUUUUUAAGAUUGAAGAAGGAAUUGCAUUUUUUACACCUUUAAGCAGGUACUUGUCAUGAGGUUAGUUACCUCAAAGAAUUAUUUAUAUAUAUUUUGUUCGUUCUUGCGAUCUCGAAUGUGAAGCUGGAGGAGACCGUUUGCCUGCAUAAAAUGAUUGGACGACUUGUUGCUUUUUCGCCAUGUUGCAAGAUGUGACUGAGUACUUGUUACCUAGCACCAAACGUAUGCCAACAGACCAACGUGCAGACGAUCCUGGUUACCCCGCACUUGCAACUGGUCCCCUUCCCUGUGCUGGUGGACUACUUGGCCCAGUUUUCCACCGUGGACCUCGAUGGAUCCAACGCUAUCGAACUCGGCGAACUCGAGAAAGUCCUGCAAACGGCAGGCGGAAACGAGGCUGGUCCACAGGAAAUUAUGUCCACCGUGAAGUCCUUGUUCCUCCCCGCCGGGCCGCUGGCGCAUGUGGCACAAGUUUUGGGCGGUCUUGUCCGAGACCAGAAAGAGUCGCAGUACCCAGUGGCGAACGCGCCGGACAAAAAGUUGCAGCUUUCCGAGUUCUGUAGUGCCUGCGAGUAUUUGCGAACGACGAGCGACGACGGAGUGUUGACCACAUCAUUGCUUGCGGAUUCGUCGUUCCUGGAGAUGCAGAAAGAGAAAGUCGUCGGCAGUCUUCUCGGCCUGGCCGCUCUUUGCGGUCUUGCGGGAGCCCCAGAAGGGGCAAUCACAGCUAUGAGCAGCCGGUUGCUGCCAGGUCCGUCGCGUGAGGAACAACAAGUCGGCUAUUACGACACCCGAACUCACCAACGCGUAGGCGAUCACCAGGAGGGCUGACGCUGGGACGUUCUACCAGGAGGAAGGCAAUCAAAGACGCGAAUACUGAUAUUUGAAUAAAAAUUUUUUAAAAAAAAGCUCCUUCAAGCACAAGCUCCAAAAUUUUACCUUACAGCUGCGAGAAACAGGAUUACAAUGCAACUUUUUAGAACAGCACUGCUUUGUGACCUUCCCAACUUUUCAGUGGAUUUUCAACUUUCAAUACCGACAUCGUAACUUUUCAACAACUUCUAUUUUUCUCGUCUCAACUUUCAGACUUUAUCUUCCUUUUUCAACAAGAGCGCUUUACUUUUCAAAAACGACUUUCAGGGUUUUACGUUUAAACUUCAAAGUAGUAGUAUCCUUUUCUUCUGCUAGGUUCGUGUAGUUGUCCAGCAGAAAAAGUUUUUCUAUAAGGCCCCAAGCCACAUGUUGCUUGCCCAGCUUGUCUUUUUGUUGAAGUAGCGCUAGCCACGUGAGGAGAAAGCAAAAAACUUUCAAGAGGUUCCACGUGACCACUCUUCAAAACAAACGACAAACAAUUCUAAUUGCACUGUUUCAAUAGAAGAACCGUAUCCGUACGAUCUUUCUAUGUAUUGAAUUGGCGUGGGCGUGCGCUCUUGUUUGGUCACUGGUGCUACUAGUACGGCCAACAGUGGCUGCUUUGUUCCUUUUCUGUUCUUUAAAGCCGAUCCCGACGCGUGGUGGUCAACACAGCGAUUUCGUGUUUCACGAAAGAAAUCAC